AUGGCGGCAGCAGCAGCUAGAACUGGUGGUGGGAGAUCAAAGAGGAAAAGAGCUCGCAAUAUACGUACACGAAUAGUCGAUAACGCUUCUUCAUCAUCUUCUUCAUCUUCAUCGUCAUCGUCAUCAUCCUCGGAAGAAGAAAAAGAUGCUAAAUCAGAUUCAAGUAGCAGUGAUAGCAGCUCCGAAGAUGAAGAAACUUCACAUGGGAAAGGUCAGAAACCAGCAGCAUCGAGACAAAAGGAGGAGGCAAUGGAUGUAGAUAGCUCUUCAGACUCGUCAUCCGAUUCAUCGAGCUCAUCUGAAGAAGACAGCAGUGAUGACGAACAUGACAUACAAGCAGCACAACCAAAAAAGCCAAGCGAAAGGCGUUUCUUCACUCCACCUCCUGAACCUUUGAUGUCUUGGCCUGAAAGCGAACAGUCCCAAAAUCAUCUUCCAAUCAGUCUGGAGCAAAGGUACCAAAAGUUGAUCGCUCAAUCAGAUGAAGCAGUCAUUGCAUUCACUCAAAGUAAUAGUCUAAUGCAAGAACAACGACAGAGAUCAGAAGCUAUUGAAAGAAUGCAAAAGAACAUUGAAGCACAAAAUGCAAGACAAGGCGGAUCAAUAUUGGGCAACAAUGCAACAUCAACAGCAUCAGCUGAUGCCAUCCUUGAUCCUGCAUCUUUAGCCGCACGACGUGAAGAGCUUGAAAGAGGAUGGAUGAAAGUCAUGAUUGAGGAAUAUGGAAACGAGUUGGAUGCUUUACGAAAGAAAGAGCCUACCCUUGGUACCUCCAAUACGGAUAGAAGGAUGCCAUUGCUAAUUGAUUCAUUACAAGCAGGAGCGGAGUUAUUCUCAGACGGUAUCAAUGCUUCAUCAGAGGAUAAGCGAAGAGCACCCAAAUUACAUUCCAUAGAUGAAACUGAAAUCUUUCUUCAAGGUCUCAAGGGGGAAUAA
Molecule: messenger RNA, 936 nt
Organism: Meira miltonrushii
Lineage: Eukaryota; Fungi; Basidiomycota; Exobasidiomycetes; Exobasidiales; Brachybasidiaceae
Exons: 1
Coding region: 1-936 (311 amino acids)
Biological process (GO): ribosomal large subunit assembly
Cellular component (GO): preribosome, large subunit precursor
Source: RefSeq, a predicted model, not a curated record